AUGCCAGUGGAUAAUUGGCUCAUUCUAGCACUAAUAAUGAUAUUUUCAUCAAUAAUAUUAUGUGGUUUUUUUCCAAUGGUAAUUCGUUUAAUUAUUGCUCGUCGACGUUACAUUCGCUAUAUUGAUGAAUUUACAAAUAUUGCAUAUUCUACUCCCGAUGCAUUUAUAAAUCUAGAAUCAUUGUUUCAUAGUGUAAAAUUAAAUAUUGACGAACCGAUGAACAGUCAUGAACACUCGCUUUUAUAUCCAAGUAUACCAUUUAUUGAUGAACUGACUAAAGACGAAGAAACUGUUGUGUAA
Rotaria socialis is the source of this 300-nucleotide messenger RNA. The record is from the annotation of a GenBank genome assembly. NCBI's taxonomy places the organism in Eukaryota, Metazoa, Rotifera, Eurotatoria, Philodinida, Philodinidae.